AUGCUGUUUCCAAGAUAUUUCGAGACCAACCCGAAUGCGGAACUUUUGGUUCGUGAGUCUCUGGCCUACAUGCUCCAGAUCACACCGACAAAUUUCGCCAAUUUACCAUGCGCCACAGAUGAAGCGAAUGGGUCUUACCAUCGUCCUGAGUCGGAGGCACUUAUCCACUGGUGUCAUGGUUCUCCAGGUGCGGUUUUAGCCUACGCCCGUGCAUACAUCCUGUGGAAGGAUGGCCGUUAUCUGGCAGAAUGCCGUCGCUGCGCCGAGCUUAUCUGGCACAGAGGUUUACUCAAAAAGGGCCCCGGUAUUUGCCACGGUGUGGCCGGUAACGCAUACAUAUUCCUACUAAUGUACCGGCUAACCGGAGAAGCAUUCUAUCUACAUCGAUGCGCCGCGUUCGCCCGAUUCAUGCAGAUGGAUGCAUUUAAACAAGCCCGUCGUCCGGAUUGUCCAUACUCACUUUUUGAGGGACUGGCUGGGACAGCGUGUUUUUAUGCUGACCUAUCUGAGCCAGCAACCGGCGCCUUCCCCCUGAUGGAUCCUUUUUGGGACGUAUACACUAAUCCCGAUGCCAGCCGACCUGUCCAGUAG
Messenger RNA from Dicrocoelium dendriticum, 591 nucleotides. Lineage: Eukaryota; Metazoa; Platyhelminthes; Trematoda; Plagiorchiida; Dicrocoeliidae. The record is from the annotation of a GenBank genome assembly.